Molecule: messenger RNA, 261 nt
Organism: Clunio marinus
Lineage: Eukaryota; Metazoa; Arthropoda; Insecta; Diptera; Chironomidae
Source: the annotation of a GenBank genome assembly
AUGGAACGCACGUUGUCAGUUGAAAUGAUCAUUACCGAGGAACUGGGGUGCAAAUUUUACAAACUCACACCUGCUUUGGUACAGAGCCUUGCUAGCAUUGAUUUUGAAUCACAAAAAAAAAAUUCAAUAAAAUCACGAUCAAUACAAAAGAAAGACCUUACAGCUAUGCCAAUGCCAGCAUAUAUAGCCAAAAUGUUGGAAGGAACUUUCACGAAGAGUCUCCACCUUCAAUUUGAAUGUUCAGCAUUUCUGCUUCCAUAA